This is a messenger RNA of Nematocida parisii ERTm1, 2118 nucleotides long. RefSeq lists its product as uncharacterized. The record is from RefSeq and is a predicted model, not a curated record. The transcript has a single exon. Gene Ontology annotation, molecular function: ATP binding; microtubule motor activity; microtubule binding. Bases 1 to 2088 code for a protein of 695 amino acids. Lineage: Eukaryota; Fungi; Microsporidia. Gene Ontology annotation, biological process: microtubule-based movement.
AUGUACUGGUGCACAUUUAAUAGGGCCCCAUUCAGAAAAUUAAAUUUAUUUAUGCAGGAGAGGGGCACGGGGCAGGUACCGGAUGAGGAAUCGGUCUCAAUUCGUAAAGUAUUACGUGAGAAUAAAGCAGAGGAAUGGACUGAAUUAUUAGAGGGUCAUGGUGUAUGCAGUGUAACUGAUUUACGCCGGGUAAAGUAUGCGGAUCUUGUACAGUUCGGGAUAAGUGAAUUUGAGCCCAGGAAGAGGAUAUUUGAGGUUAUUAAGCAAUUAAACACGGAGUAUCCGUAUGAUAAAGACAGGCGGGCAUCACUCCAUCAGAGAAUGCAAGCACUCGCCAGGUCUAGUAUAGGGUUUACGCAUGUACACCCAGAGAGCAGUACGUAUAAUAAUAUGAAUAGCGUACAGGACCAGGAGAGUAUCCCCAUAAAUAUAAGCAGUAAGGAUGGGGUGAGUAGGGACACUUCAUAUGUAAAGUAUUCAGGUGGUGUACAGGACACUUCUAAAGAUGACAGUUUUACGUACUAUACCUGUAAUAACACGGGGAGGGACUCACUCGGUAUAAUUGACACACAGAGCACACCCACAGAAAGUGUCCACAGGAGGGAUUCUAUUAUGAGGGAGGGGUACGCCAUGAGAAGUACUUGGAAGAGGAAGAAGGAUUUAGUUAAUGAAAUAAUGAAAGAGGCAGAGGACAGUAUAAUAUUAGAGGGUGAUUCAAUACAGGACAGUUCCACCGCAGGGAGUACGUCGGAGUAUUCGUGCAUAUCUGACGUACACACAGAAUCCGUCGAAUUAUCGGGGUGUAAGGAUCCGUUAGAGGACAACAGGAUAACUGUAAUUGUAAGGAAGCGACCAAUUAAACCGAAUGGGAAGAGGGACACUGUAAGCAUAUCAGGAGCACAAGUCAUCCUCACUGAGAGUAAGCAGAAAGUAGAUCUAACCCCGUAUAUGGAACCACAUACGUAUACAUUUGACAGGGCGUACGGUGAGUGUAAUACGACCAUGGAUAUAUACAGGGAGUGUGUUAAGCAAAUGGUGAACUAUUCCAUGGCCGGUGGUAGUUCUACGUGUAUAGCGUACGGCCAGACAGGGAGUGGUAAGACGUACACCAUGCUAAAUGAGCAUACGGGUAUGAUCGUACUGGCACUUAAGGAUUUAUUACGUGAGGGUGUCCGUGUGUCAUUCUAUGAGAUAUACUCUAAUAGUAUAUACGACUUAUUAGAGGACCGUAAGAAGAUAUUUGCACGGGAGAAGGACGGGGUUGUUUCUAUUAUGGGUGUAAAGGAGGUUUAUGUGGGCAGUGUAACCGAUGCUAUAUCAUUAAUAAAGCAGGGGUUACAGUGCAGGAUGACUGGGAAGACAGGUGCAAAUAAUAAUUCAUCCCGAUCGCAUGCACUCGUUCGGGUUCGCACUGCACGUGGCAUAUUUACGUUUGUGGAUUUAGCCGGGAGUGAGCGAGGGACUGAGCGCGGGAUGGAGAGUCAGCAAUCUUUAAUAAAAAGGGAGGGUGCUGAGAUUAAUAAAAGCCUGCUGGCACUGAAGGAGUGCAUACGUGCCAUGGACAAGUCAGCUGUACACCUUCCAUUUAGGCACAGUAAAUUAACACAGGUUUUGAAGGAGUCGCUGGUCGGUGAGUCAAAGUGCUGCAUAAUUGCGACGAUUUCUCCUGAGGAGGCAUCGACUGAGCACUCGCUUAACACGCUAAGGUAUGCGCACAGGAUACGCGGUCUGGGGAGUAAAAAGAGGGAGGACAGUGCCGGGACAAGCCUACAAAGUACGGGGAGUAUCCAUAGACAGCAUAAGCAGGCACUGUGCACAAACACUCCGAGUGCGUAUACGGUGCAUGUAAAGGGUGCACCUGUCCCGGGCACUGUGCUUAAUGCGGUGCAGUCGACUCCUGUCCGGGAGAGGGUCGAUCGGGAGAAGGUUUCUGUGUCUAAGCAGGGAUCACCUGUGGCUCAGAGAGUACUUGUACAGCAGGCAUUAGCAUCAGUUGCCAGUAGAGUGGCCCGUGAGAGUGAUCCUGAGACUCUUGAAGUAUUAAAGGAGGCCCUGCUUGAUAUUGCGAAGUAUCAGAAGAUAUCUUAAGCAGGGACAGCAAGCAGUUUAAUAAAUACA